This is a messenger RNA of Pseudophryne corroboree (corroboree frog), 2007 nucleotides long. RefSeq names its product peptidylprolyl isomerase like 6 (gene PPIL6). NCBI's taxonomy places the organism in Eukaryota, Metazoa, Chordata, Amphibia, Anura, Myobatrachidae. The transcript is spliced from 8 exons. Bases 189 to 1142 code for a protein of 317 amino acids. Gene Ontology annotation, molecular function: peptidyl-prolyl cis-trans isomerase activity. Gene Ontology annotation, biological process: protein peptidyl-prolyl isomerization. The record is from RefSeq and is a predicted model, not a curated record.
GAGCCACCGAGCCCGAAGCGUGGCGAGCGUACUUUUUGGGUACCCUGUUCGGCCGUAGCUCCUCCCCCUGGUGACGUGUCUCCUCCCCUAGGUACGUCACAAGGUCCCUUCUCCCACUCCGAUAUAGAACCAACCGGCUAGGGACGGCACGUGUUACUAUUGAUAACGUUACGUCUUCCUGGCAACCAAUGUGCGCGCAAAAUGCUGCUGUGACCGCGCUCCGUUGUCAUGGUGACGGGGGGACGCCAGAGAGAGCGGUGAUGGCUUCGGACCGUCUGCAGUUGGAGGUUGUUGGGCUCCUCAGCGAACCACCUUUCCACAUAGCCAAAUGCACGGCGGAGGUGCUGAAACAUACGUUUGGUGCAGAGUUUGAAGACCCAGCCCUAAAGCCACUUCUUGAAUUUUCUUGGAGUGAGUAUAUAUAUGAGAAGAAAAAGGAAAUUAAAGGGGAAGCGUGGGAGUUUUCAUCCCUGGUCAUGUGCUUCGUUGAUGGACAGUUUAUUGGAGAUGAAAAAGCCUUGAGGAUAUGGGCUAAUGAUAUGUGGGGUUAUAAAGACUACAGACCUUUGCCCCUGUAUAAGGCCUUGGCAGAGGACUUUUACACAAAGUACAUGAAAAAUACUAAACAUGUGUUUGUAUACAUUGACAUUGCAAUUCUGGAUAAACCCAUUGGGAGGUUACUGUUUGAGAUAUACUCUGAUCUAUACCCCAAAACAUGUAAAAACUUCCAGCUCUUGUGCACUGGAGAAGCUGGGAACUCUGCAAGUGGUGUGAAGUUGCAUUACAAAGGGUCUCCGUUCCACCGCAUAGUGAAAAAUGGCUGGAUACAAGGGGGAGAUAUAUUGUCUGGAAAAGGAAAUGAAGGAGAAUCUGUUUUUGGAGACACAUUUGAAGAUGAAAAUUUUGCUUUUUCUCACAAUAAGCGGGGAAUUCUGGGAAUGGCGAAUAAGGGGCGACAUUCAAAUGGUUCCCAAUUCUAUAUCACGCUGCAGGCCACUCCAUAUAUGGAUAGAAAGCUUGUGGCAUUUGGACAACUGGUUGAAGGUAGCGAGGUGCUUCAGAAAAUGGAAGAUAUCCCAACUUACAAUGAAAGACCAAAACUGGACUGCACCGUUGUAGAUUGUGGCCUUUUCACACCUUGACAGCAAUAUGAGUAUAAUUAAUGGCUGUACUACGACUCCUCAAACACUUUGCCUGUGGCAAAAAAAAAUUCACUAUUUUUCUUUUUCGACAACUUUUUUUUUCAACCAAUUCAAUUAUCCCCGGAUUUUUUGCCUGAAAAAGUUUCUAUUUUCGGGCAAAAACAUAUAGUAUGCGGGGACAAUUGAGUAUCAACAGGAGAUUACUUACCCUGCUGUAAAUUACUGCGGCCAAUUGAAUUCCCCCUUCAGUCUGGUAAACUAAUAUGGCACUUUUACUAACAUUACAUUUAAGUGCAACAUUUGCACCAAACCGUAGCAACCGAUCCAACACUUCCUCUCAUUGUCUAACUUGCACUAGACAGAUAAAACAAAUUGUCGUUUGCUGUGGUUCACUGGGAAUUUGAAUAUUAAAUAAAUCCAUGUAUUUUGCAGUGUUUACCAUUAAUUGCAGGAAUAUUGUAAUCACACAGAAAUGUGCUAGAUAAGAAAACAGUCACAUCAGAUCUGCUCAGUGGUGCUCGGACGAAAAAAGGAAGUACAAUAUAUAAUGAAGGCCUAAAAGACAACAGACAGCAUGCAUUGGAGAAGGAGGAAGAUGAAAUGAUUGUUGGGAAAACUCAUUUGAACUUUUUUGUCCUAGAUAAAUGUUAGCGUGUCUUGUCAACACUACUUGCAUGUUCUACAGUAAUAUUCACUGUAUUAUUUCAUUACAGUUUGGUAAUAGAAUAAUAUAAACUAGCUGACGUGACCGGUCUCAAAGGUUUGUUGGACAGAACAUUGUACCCCACUUCAUCCCCUUAGGAGCCGAUAUGAUCGAAAGUUUAAUUACUAAAGGUUCAUUAAAGCAUUAGAAGUGCCUUAAGUA